Messenger RNA from Sebastes umbrosus (honeycomb rockfish), 2587 nucleotides. RefSeq names its product limb development membrane protein 1 (gene lmbr1). Gene Ontology annotation, molecular function: transmembrane signaling receptor activity. Lineage: Eukaryota; Metazoa; Chordata; Actinopteri; Perciformes; Sebastidae. The transcript is spliced from 17 exons. The record is from RefSeq and is a predicted model, not a curated record. The coding region runs from base 216 to 1694 and encodes 492 amino acids. Gene Ontology annotation, biological process: signal transduction.
CCUGUUGAUGACGUGCUUUAUUUUGGGGCGUGUUUUCGUUCAGCACGGAGCGCUUUUUGCUUCCAUGUAAACUGUCUUGUUAACCAGUCAGGGACAAUAUAUCUGCAGAGGAGAAGAAGCAGAAGACGCUGGAGUUGUUGCUUAUUGGUGCUGCAGUUGUAACCAUCUAGCAUGUAGUGAAAUCUGUAUCUUUUUCUGUAUUUGCAAUAUGAAGAAUGGAAGAAGACGAUGUGACUAUCAGAGAGCAGAAUUUCCACAGUCAAGUCCGAGAGUACAUCAUUUGCUUCCUCCUGUUUGCAGUCCUCUACAUCGUGUCCUACUGCAUCAUAACCAGAUACAAGAGGAAGAGUGAUGACCAUGAGGACGAAGAUGCGGUCGUCAAUAGAAUAUCAUUAUACUUGUGCACCUUCACCCUGGCAGUGUCAGGUGGUGCCGUCUUCCUACUGCCUUUCUCAAUCAUUAGUAACGAGAUCCUCCUCUCCUUCCCCAAAAACUAUUACAUUCAGUGGCUCAAUGGCUCCCUCAUUCACGGUCUGUGGAACCUGGUGUCACUGUUCUCCAACCUUUGCCUCUUUGUCCUGAUGCCCUUUGCCUAUUUCUUCUUGGAGUCUGAGGGAUUUGCGGGAUCUAAAAAGGGCAUUAGGGCGCGUAUUCUAGAGACCUUUGUGAUGCUCUUCCUGCUGGCUUUGCUCAUCCUGGGCAUCGUGUGGGUAGCGUCAGCGCUCAUUGACAAUGAUGCAGCCAGUAUGGAGUCACUCUACGAUCUUUGGGAAUUUUACCUACCAUACCUCUACUCCUGUAUAUCUCUGAUGGGAGGACUGCUUUUACUCAUGUGCACUCCUGUGGGAUUGUCCAGGAUGUUCACCAUCAUGGGCCAGUUACUAGUGAAGCCAACAAUCCUGGAGGACCUGGAUGAGCAGAUUUACUGCAUCCAUUUGCAGGAGGAAGCCCUUCAGAGGAGAUUAAACGGAUCAUCCUCACACACUUAUACUCGAGGAAGCUUUACUCACCAGCUCAACAAAGAACUGGACAACAUUAGAAAUCAGAGGAAUAAAUUGGAGAGAAGAAAGAAAGCAUCAGGUUGGGAGAAGAACUUGUUGUAUCCCAUAGUGAUGCUGAUCCUGCUCGCAGGAACGACAAUCUCAGUUCUUAUGGUGGCAUUUAAUAUCCUCUACCUUCUAGUGGAUGAGACUGCCAUGCCCAAGGGAUCCACGGACCGAGGCAUUGGGAACACCUCUCUGUCCACAUUUGGCGUGGCUCAGGCGGUGCUGGAGAUCAUCCUCAUGUUCUACUUGAUGGUGUCCUCUGUCGUUGGCUUCUACAGCCUGCGAGUCUUUGAGGGACUCACUCCCAGGAACGAUGACACAACCAUGACAACGAUCAUUGGUUGCUGUGUGUCCAUCUUGGUUCUGAGUUCAGCCCUGCCAGUGAUGUCCAGAACUCUAGGUAUCACCAGGUUUGAUCUCUUGGGAGAUUUUGGAAGAUUUAAUUGGCUGGGAAACUUUUACAUUGUCCUCUCAUACAACCUGCUUUUUGCGGUCGUGACAACUCUCUGUCUUGUGAGAAAAUUCACCUCAGCAGUACGGGAAGAGCUUCUAAAGGCCUUAGGUCUGGAUAAAUUGCAACUGUCAAACAGCCCCACGGACCCUGAAUCUGGGAAGCUCUCGGCCAACGGGCAUCAGAAAACUCUGUGAAAGGGACGAUAGAUCAACACACACACACACACACACACACGUACACACACACACACACACACACACCUUAGCACAGCCAAAGGGAGAUUUCGACAGUACUGCCUGACUGCUGAAAGGUGAAAGGGAUUGGAAGGAACUUAAUAAACCCAGGCAGUGUCUGACGGAUGCUGCAAAUGGAGGCUGAGAGCAAUUUAGCUUCGUGACAUUCCAUCCUCUGCGUCUCGGAUGGAAGCUGGGACAGAGCCAGGGAUGAGACAGAGGAGUGAAAUAGACUGGCAUCACUGCAGUGACCUUGAUGUUGACCUCAACCGUGACUGUGACUUUAAACCACCCAUCUCUUGCUUCAGGGGCACUCUUCCUACCCAGCUACCUGUUUUUCUUCUACAACCUCCUCACCAUUGCACUAGACAAAAGCAAAGCAGGUGAAACAAUGACUACGUUUACAUGCACAAAAUAUUCAGUUUUUUGCCCUUAUUCAGAAAAAGACAACAUUCCUACUAAGCUGUUUACAUGGCUAAUAAAAAUGAAUAUUCCACUAAUAUUCCUGUUUACAUGCAGCCGUGUAUACUACGAAUAACCGGUGGCGGACUUGUUUGACCGUGUGAACACAGCCUCCCUCUUUCAUCCCUUCAACCACCUUUUGAAAAGGUCGGCGUUGUGAUAUUUGCGCAUAUCAAAAGAAACCUAUUAACUUUGGUAUUCUUCAACCUGGACCCUAUUUUCCAAUGUUUUUGUGUCUAAGUGACAAAUGGGGACAGCACUUUUUGAAAUUGGCCCAGUAUGGAGGGAGAACGCUGCAACCGCCAGUCGCUAAAUGAGCUGCAAUGUAAUCGCUUGGAGCAACCUGGUACCGUCAGUUUACGUCCACUAAAAGUGCUUGUUUUUGCCACUUA